UUCAGGUGAGAUUAUGAAAAGCUGAAUUCGCUUAUCUACAAUGAUAAGUUGACUUGUUGAGAGCCGACGUUCAAUAUCGGAAUAAAGGUGGAACAAUUCUAUUCUUUCAUGAUUGGACACGAUUGAGUCAGAUUCAAAUCGGAAUGACCAAAAUAGAAAUUAAUCAUCGUCUCGAUUUACAUUGGAAGAAUUAAGUUGUUUUACUGAAACGACGAAUAGCUAAUUCUUUAUAUAUAUAUUGCAUCUAACCAUUGGCAAACAAUACUUUUGAUAUAUGCAGUUCUUGAAUCAGACGGUCGUUGGUAAGAACUAUUUGAUAGUCCAUUCUGCUCUGAUAAAUACAGAAGAUGUGUGAGAAAUUUUUUAUAUCCUUGUACGUCUUUGUCGCUUUGACUGCAAGUUUAAGAGCUCGUACAACAAUGGAGGAGAAAUAUUCGCACUGGUACCAAAUGGCUUACCCCACGUCGGAGAAAGUAAACACAACCCAACAUGUUCGAUUCUUCAAAAACAAUCUGCUUAUGUGGAAAUGGAGCGGUCGUGUAGACGAUCCCGCAAAUUAUGAUCCACAAUUCGACAUCCACAAUCGAGUAUGCUCAACUGAUGCUAUUACUUUAGAGCCGCAACCUCGACUGAAUUACAUAAUCAACGAAGCGUAUUUGAAGAAUGUGAACUUACAAAAUGAAACGGACUUAAAAGUGCAUAGGUAUAACCAGACAACAACUUGGAUGCAUUCAAGAUUUUACACCGGCGAGUGUGCAAAAAGGUCGUACAACAACACUCCGGGGGAAAAUUUGACAUUCAAAACGCAAAAAGGCUUUUCAGAUGACUUUUUUGACGUUAACAACUGGGUUCUAUGCUCAGAAAGAGAGUUCUGUAACGAAGCGCUAUCCAAUGAGGCUGGGUUGAGUGCUAUGUCGAACCACAAGUUCUUCGAUUUUCCGCUGGACGGUCAACGAAUUCCAGCGUCAACGUCUCAAUUUUUGGUCGCCGAUACCUUCGAUGGGCCAGAUAUGUCCACGUUGAAAGAAGUCUUGCAUGAACAGCCAGAAGUUAUCAAUGUUUCCGCUUUGGAAUUCAGCGACCACUACCGGGCAAGCGUCAGUCGUGAAAUAGGAAUGUGCGAUUACACCGCUGCAGUUAUGGACAAAGUAUGCGAAUCCCUUGGAUACUCGGAUUACACACAUCGGAACACAGAAAAGUGUGAGCAUAACUUGACAAUGAUCCAUCCUCUUUGUUCUUGUCGCUUCUACUGUGGUUCUAUGAUACAAACCAAAUUAUAUCACGAUGUGGCGGAUGUAUUUGCUAUCAUUGAUAAUAUAACCCAUCAAUGGAAACAUAACGAACCAAAAGAGACAAAAAACAUGGCUAUUGUUCAGUACUGUGAACCAAAACAACAAGGCUGUGUAUACGGUUUACAAUUGGUUUUUAAUGAUUCAAACACAGCAGACAUAUCACUUCUGACCGAUGCCUUAACUUUACUAGGAGAGCCUUACCGGAAAGACGACCAUCAUUUUUUUGAAGCUCCUUUAGACUCUGGAUCGAAAAAUCGAGGGUCCGGACUUCGAAUUACACUCGCGGCUAAGUUUGUACUUGCCGUUGUUAGUUUAUGUGGGCUAGUGUUUGUAGCAGUCUAUUUUCUGAAGAGAUCAAAACGAGGAAAUAAUGAACAUCAGGUGCAAAUGACAGACAUAUCGGACGGUGACAUCGAAAUAUUCGCAAGUGCUGUUAUGGAUCAAUCGGCACCGUAUGCGGUCAACCACGCGAGGAGCGGAGGACCUACAAGCACGAGUUUAACCACCAAGUUAUUCGGUCCAAAAGCUAGAAGAGAUGGAUUCCAGCCGUUCAACACUUCGACUUUGGAUCUGAUCCAAGACGAACAGGACGACGAACCAGUAAAUUUUGAAACGAACCAAAACUGAAUUACGAAUAACAAGCUGCUUAUUUUGCAUUCAAUUAAAGUAGAAAGUGAUUGUCUAUAUACCCUUUUAAUGACUGGUUUUUACAUUCCAAUUGUAAAAUUUCAACUUUACCUAAUCAAUUUUUCAAAUAGCAAUUUACUUCUUAAGGACUAG
Molecule: messenger RNA, 2072 nt
Organism: Symsagittifera roscoffensis
Lineage: Eukaryota; Metazoa; Xenacoelomorpha; Acoela; Convolutidae
Exons: 3
Coding region: 348-1919 (523 amino acids)
Source: RefSeq, a predicted model, not a curated record